This is a messenger RNA of Eremomyces bilateralis CBS 781.70, 259 nucleotides long. RefSeq lists its product as uncharacterized. The transcript has a single exon. Bases 32 to 247 code for a protein of 71 amino acids. The record is from RefSeq and is a predicted model, not a curated record. NCBI's taxonomy places the organism in Eukaryota, Fungi, Ascomycota, Dothideomycetes, Eremomycetales, Eremomycetaceae.
UCAGAUUUAUCAUUUAUGGUUCUCCAAUCUUAUGGCCCUGCACUAUUCGCAUGUGGCGAUGAUGAAAAGCAACUGGAGUAAUUCCUGGUAUCGAAUUCCCGCCCUGUAUUCCGCCUAUGGUAUCGCUAUUGUCUCUUGCAUCUAUUUCAAUGUGCUGGCAGUAAAAUACAGUAAUAGAGUGUGUACCGGCACAGUACCAGCGGCACGGUGGAGAAUGAAUCGCGCCUCUAAUCCCGAUAUACGCUAAGGCUUUCUGUAC